AUGGGGAAUCGGGAGAUGGAGGAGCUCAUCCCUCUGGUGAACCGUCUGCAGGAUGCCUUCUCCGCCCUGGGACAGAGCUGCCUGCUGGAGCUGCCUCAGAUCGCCGUGGUGGGCGGCCAGAGCGCCGGCAAGAGCUCGGUGCUCGAGAACUUCGUGGGCAGGGACUUUCUCCCUCGAGGGUCAGGCAUUGUAACUAGAAGGCCUCUAGUGCUGCAGCUGAUUACUUCCAAAGCAGAAUAUGCUGAAUUUCUACACUGCAAAGGAAAAAAAUUUACAGAUUUUGAUGAAGUUCGCCAUGAGAUUGAAGCUGAAACAGAUCGAGUAACUGGAAUGAAUAAAGGCAUUUCCUCCAUACCCAUUAAUUUACGAGUCUAUUCCCCACAUGUGUUAAAUCUAACCCUGAUUGACCUACCCGGAAUUACUAAAGUGCCCGUGGGAGAUCAGCCUCCAGAUAUUGAGUACCAGAUCAGAGAAAUGAUUAUGCAGUUCAUCACACGGGAGAACUGUCUGAUUCUGGCUGUUACCCCAGCCAACACCGAUCUUGCAAACUCAGAUGCGUUGAAGCUAGCGAAAGAUGUUGAUCCUCAAGGUCUGAGAACUAUUGGAGUCAUCACCAAACUGGAUCUCAUGGAUGAAGGAACAGAUGCCAGGGAUGUUCUAGAGAAUAAGCUGCUGCCACUUCGCAGGGGUUACAUAGGGGUGGUAAACAGGAGCCAGAAGGACAUAGAUGGGAAGAAGGACAUAAAGGCUGCCAUGUUGGCAGAAAGGAAAUUUUUUCUCUCACACCCGGCUUACAGACAUAUUGCUGAUCGGAUGGGGACCCCACACCUUCAGAAGGUCCUUAAUCAGCAACUUACCAACCACAUUCGAGACACCCUGCCCAACUUCAGAAACAAACUUCAGGGCCAGUUGCUGUCCAUAGAACAUGAAGUGGAAGCCUACAAAAACUUCAAGCCAGAGGACCCCACCCGGAAGACCAAAGCAUUGCUGCAGAUGGUUCAACAAUUUGCUGUGGAUUUUGAGAAGAGAAUUGAAGGGUCAGGGGAUCAAGUAGACACUCUGGAACUCUCAGGGGGUGCUAAAAUCAAUCGUAUAUUCCAUGAACGCUUUCCUUUUGAGAUAGUAAAGAUGGAGUUCAAUGAGAAAGAAUUGCGAAGAGAAAUAAGCUAUGCAAUCAAAAACAUACAUGGUAUCAGGACAGGGUUGUUUACUCCAGAUAUGGCAUUUGAAGCAAUAGUCAAAAAACAAAUUGUAAAGCUGAAGGGGCCCUCCUUGAAGAGUGUAGAUCUGGUAAUACAAGAAUUAAUCAACACUGUCAAGAAGUGUACCAAAAAGUUGGCAAACUUCCCCAGACUCUGUGAGGAAACGGAAAGGAUUGUUGCUAACCACAUUCGUGAGCGAGAAGGGAAGACAAAGGACCAGGUACUGCUGUUGAUCGACAUCCAAGUCUCCUACAUCAAUACCAACCAUGAAGAUUUCAUUGGCUUUGCAAAUGCUCAGCAGAGAAGCAGUCAGGUUCACAAGAAAAACACAAUUGGAAAUCAGGGAACCAAUCUUCCGCCUUCAAGGCAAAUUGUGAUUCGCAAGGGAUGGCUAACCAUCAGCAACAUUGGCAUCAUGAAAGGAGGCUCUAAGGGAUACUGGUUUGUCCUUACUGCUGAGAGUUUGUCCUGGUACAAAGAUGAUGAGGAAAAAGAAAAGAAGUAUAUGCUUCCCUUGGACAACCUGAAAGUUCGGGAUGUGGAAAAAAGCUUUAUGUCUAGCAAGCACAUCUUUGCACUCUUUAAUACAGAACAAAGGAAUGUAUACAAAGACUACCGCUUCCUUGAGCUGGCAUGUGAUUCACAGGAGGAUGUAGACAGCUGGAAGGCAUCUUUACUGAGAGCUGGAGUUUAUCCUGAUAAAUCUUUAGGGAACAACAAAACUGAAAAUGAUGAGAAUGGCCAAGCAGAAAACUUUUCUAUGGACCCACAGUUGGAGAGACAAGUGGAGACCAUUCGCAACCUUGUAGACUCUUAUAUGUCUAUUAUCAACAAAUGUAUCCGAGACCUAAUCCCAAAAACAAUAAUGCACCUUAUGAUCAAUAAUGUUAAAGAUUUCAUAAAUUCCGAGCUCCUAGCACAGUUAUAUUCUUCAGAGGACCAAAAUACCCUGAUGGAAGAAUCUGCAGAGCAGGCUCAGCGCCGGGACGAGAUGCUUCGAAUGUACCAGGCCCUUAAAGAAGCCCUCGUGGUCAUCGGUGACAUCAACACGGCCACGACGUUCACACCCGCACCACCACCUGUGGACGACUCCUGGAUCCAGCAUUCCCGCAGGUCACCCCCUCCAAGCCCCACCACCCAGAGGAGGCCAACGCUGAGUGCACCUCUCCCGCGACCCACGUCUGGCCGGGGACCCGCACCCGCCAUCCCCUCCCCGGGACCCCACUCAGGGGCGCCGCCAGUGCCAUUCCGGCCAGGCCCAUUACCUCCUUUCCCCAACAGCAGUGACUCAUUCGGGACACCUCCGCAGGUUCCAUCUCGGCCCACUAGGGCCCCUCCCAGCGUCCCGAGGCGACCCCCUCCUGCAGUUCCUGGACGACCAUCCUAACCCCCAUCAUUCAUCUCCUUUUGUGUCCGAC
Molecule: messenger RNA, 2620 nt
Organism: Budorcas taxicolor (takin)
Lineage: Eukaryota; Metazoa; Chordata; Mammalia; Artiodactyla; Bovidae
Gene: DNM3
Product: dynamin 3
Exons: 22
Coding region: 1-2589 (862 amino acids)
Cellular component (GO): microtubule; membrane; cytoplasm
Molecular function (GO): GTPase activity; GTP binding; microtubule binding
Source: RefSeq, a predicted model, not a curated record